This is a messenger RNA of Drosophila rhopaloa, 1872 nucleotides long. RefSeq names its product dnaJ protein homolog 1 (gene DnaJ-1). Bases 291 to 1352 code for a protein of 353 amino acids. The record is from RefSeq and is a predicted model, not a curated record. The transcript has 2 exons. Gene Ontology annotation, cellular component: cytosol. Gene Ontology annotation, biological process: negative regulation of transcription by RNA polymerase II. Gene Ontology annotation, molecular function: protein-folding chaperone binding. Lineage: Eukaryota; Metazoa; Arthropoda; Insecta; Diptera; Drosophilidae.
UAUAAAACGUCUUGUACUGUGGGCUAGCGCUCAUUAUCAAACAAAAUAGAGAACGAAAAAGAGGGUGUGUUUUCAGUGCGCAAGCCACAUUGAGUGGAUAAAGAAAACGAAAAGAACAAUUGAAUCAAUUGCGAGUAGAACGUCAUAAAUAUUUCAAGAACAUUGCCCCGUGAAAUUAUAAAUAGUGGAUUGUGAAAAUCAGCAGCAAUUGCACUUUGCCGUUGCAUUAAGCAUUUUUGGAUUGUAAAGCGGAUUUUUAUAGAUUUUGAGCUGUGAAAACCCAAACUAAGAUGGCCAAGGACUUCUACAAGAUUCUGGGCAUCGACCGCAAGGCCACGGAUGAUGAGAUCAAGAAGGCCUAUCGCAAACUAGCCUUAAAGUACCAUCCCGACAAGAACAAGAGCCCGCAGGCGGAGGAGCGCUUCAAGGAGAUUGCCGAGGCCUACGAGGUUCUCUCGGACAAGAAGAAGCGGGAUAUAUUCGACAAGUACGGAGAGGAUGGCCUGAAGGGCGGCAUGCCCGGACCAGAUGGCAAUAGCCAGCAGGGAGCCUACAGCUACCAGUUCCACGGCGAUCCAAGGGCCACCUUUGCCCAGUUCUUCGGCUCUUCGGAUCCUUUUGGCGUCUUCUUUGGCGGCGGCGACAACAUGUUUGGCACCGGCCAAGGCGGCAACACCAACGAGAUCUUCAUGAACAUCGGCGGCGAAGAUAUGUUUGGAGGCGGCGGUUUUGCGGCCAAUCCUAUGGCCGGUGCCUUCCGCUCGCAGUCCUUCAAUGCCCAGGCUCCCAGCCGCAAGCGCCAGCAGCAGCAGGAUCCGCCCAUCGAGCAUGAUCUGUAUGUUACUUUGGAGGAAGUAGACAGGGGCUGCACCAAGAAGAUGAAGAUCUCACGCAUGGCCAUGGGCAAUGCGGGUCCACACAAGGAGGAGAAGGUACUGAGCAUCACAGUAAAGCCAGGCUGGAAGGCCGGCACCAAGAUCACCUUUCCCAAAGAGGGCGAUGCGGCGCCCAACAAGAUACCGGCUGACAUCAUCUUCAUUAUACGCGACAAGCCGCAUGCGCAGUUCAAGCGCGAGGGCAUCGAUCUGAAGUACACCGCCCAGGUCAGUCUGAAACAGGCCUUGUGCGGAGCACCAGUUAGUGUGCCCACGCUGCAGGGCGAUCGGAUUCCGGUUAACUCCAACAACGAGAUCAUCAAGCCCACCACCACCAGGAGAAUCAGUGGACGGGGUCUGCCCGUGCCCAAGGAGCCUUCGAGACGCGGCGACCUGAUCGUGUCCUUCGACAUCAAGUUCCCCGACACACUGCCGCCCAGUCUGCGAAACCAGCUGGCCGAGCUGCUGCCCAACUAGGCGGGAGUAUGUGCCACACACUAUUGUUAUCAGUUUAGUUAAGGCCUAAAUAUUUAGUUUUACCGUACGUACUCGUAAGACACCUAACCAAUUGUAGACCGAAGUUAGUGAGUGUGCCAAGCGAACAGCUGUAGAUAUGGCCGAGGAUGCAGACACUAGAUAAGAUAGGGAAGAGAACACACAGAGAGCCCGUUUUGUGUUGGAGACUGAUCGACUAUUGACUAUUAUACCCUAGUACACACCAAUUCCAUAAUUAUUUUUGUUUACCGCCGCCUCAGCCGGGGAAUAACAUCUUAUAUUUAUUUAUCCAAAUAAUUCAGCAUAAGAAAUAAAGAAAAAGGUAUUAUAAAUUAAAAGUAACUCACGAUUUUUGAGGCGAGGCACAGCUCCGGCAUUCCAAUUCCAACACGGGAGGUUAUAUCAGUUUUAAAAUAAUACUUCUAGUUUGAUAUGCAGUAGAUCAUAGUACGUUUUAGUACCAGUUUUAUUAAGUUCAACAAUAAAAUUAUUUAUAUCAGUA